UGCGGCUGUGUUGGACUGCAACCUCCAUCAUUCCCAGCUGCAGCUGUGUUGGACUGCAACCUCCAUCCUUCCCAGCUGCAGCUGUGUUGGACUGCAACCUCCAUCCUUCCCAGCUGCGGCUGUGUUGGACUGCAACCUCCAUCAUUCCCAGCUGCAGCUGUGUUGGACUGCAACCUCCAUCAUUUCCAGCUGCAGCUGUGUUGGACUGCAACCUCCAUCAUUCCCAACUGCAGCUGUGUUGGACUGCAGCUGCCAUCAUUCCUCAUCACGAUGGGGGUUGCAGUCCAGGGCAUCUCAAGGGCAUCAAAUCUUGACACCAUGGCUGAGCCGGCGAGGCUGAAGCGCAUCCUGGUGACUGGCGGCUCAGGACUUGUGGGAAGGGCCAUCGAGAAGGUGGUCACGGAUGAAGGAAAGCGGCCCGACGAGGAGUGGGUCUUCGUGUCCUCCAAGGAUGCUGACUUAACGAAUGCAGCAGAGACCAAGGCCCUCUUUGAGAAACACAAGCCCACCCACGUCAUUCACCUGGCAGCCAUGGUGGGUGGUCUCUUCAGGAACAUCAAGUACAACCUGGAUUUCUGGCGGAGGAAUGUGCAUAUCAAUGACAACGUCCUACACUCGGCGUACGUGUCUGGUGUCCAGAAAGUGGUCUCCUGCCUUUCCACUUGCAUUUUCCCUGACAAGACCACCUACCCAAUCGAUGAGACCAUGAUCCACAACGGACCUCCCCACAGCUCUAACUUUGGAUAUUCCUACGCAAAGAGGAUGAUUGAUGUUCAGAACAGGGGAUAUUUUGAGCAAUACGGGCGCCGCUUCACCGCUGUCAUCCCCACCAACGUCUUUGGGCCCCAUGACAACUACAACAUCGAGGACGGGCACGUUCUGCCGGGCCUCAUCCACAAAGUGUACUUGGCAAAGAAAAGUGGAACCGCUCUUACUGUCUGGGGAACAGGAAAGCCCAGAAGGCAGUUCAUUUACUCUCUGGACUUGGCGCGGCUAUUCCUCUGGGUCUUACGGGAGUACGAAGAAGUGGAACCCAUCAUUUUGUCAGUCGGAGAAGAAGACGAAGUCUCCAUACGGGAAGCAGCCGAGUGCAUCGUGGGGGCCAUGGACUUCAAGGGAGAGCUCCUGUUUGACACGACAAAGUCGGACGGACAGUUCAAGAAAACCGCCAGCAACAGCAAGCUGAAGCGAUACCUCCCGGAUUUCAAGUUCACACCGUUCGAGCGAGCUGUGAAAGAAACCUGUGACUGGUUCUGCACCAACUAUGACAUUGCCAGGAAAUGACAAGAGCGGUCGAACGUUGGCCAUUGCUGCUCUCUGCAACUUUGCAUCAAUCUCAGGUUGUCUUUUGCUGGAGCCAAGAAUGAGAAUAAAAGUCCCAGGAGGGGGUGCCGGAACAGCGUAGAAGCCGCGCUUUUUCUGAAUCAGCCGGUAAAUCUUUGAAAAUGGGGCAGCUUCUAUAUUCAUGCAUUUAGGGGGUGGUGGUGGUGGUGCUACGGUUUUCAUGUUUUAAGCAAUCAUUUUGAAGACUUUGCCGUGAGGCUGGCGGACAUCGUGGAACAAAGGGAUCAAGUCCUUCGCUCAACCUCCGUUUUUUACACAUCGCACACUGUUCCUCCGUCCCGUUUCGUAACGCCAGGGCCCUGGUUCUGGAAGCAAAGUGCUAUUCUGCCCAAAUCACCUUGUGUUUGGGGAAAGAGACAAUUACCCACCACAGACACUUGCGUGCUUAUAGGAACCGUUUUAGCAGGAAAAGACUUCUCUGAAAGUGCAGCGACUCGCACCCCGCCAUCCCUGCGUGAUCCUUCUCCAGCCCUCAAAACAAACACUUGAAGAAGUAUUUCAACAUUCCUCCAACUAGAUCAGGGCCGAGUCACUUGUAGACGUCCAGGUUUUUGGCCUACAAUUUCGUGAGUGCUUGUGAGCAUAGCUGAUGGUGGGAUUGGUAGGCCAGAACAUAUGGAGGGCCACAGGUUGGCCGCCUUUUGUUUAGAUCAGCCUUCCUCAACCUGGGGCGCUCCAGAAGUGUUGGACUACAACUCCCAGAAUGCCCCAGCCAGAUGGCUGGGGCAUUCUGGGAGAUGCAGUCCAACAUAUCUGGAGCGCCCCAGGUUGAGGAAGGCUGGUUUAGAUGGACACAGGUGAGGGGAUAGAGCAGAACCUCUGCAGGCAGGAAGUGACAUCACCUCCAGCAAAAAUGACAGCAAGGGGCAGUUGUAGGUCCUGGAGCUGCAGUUCCACUUUCUGAGGGUUUCGUAACACUACCUAAUCACACAUGGCACUAAAGUCAGAACCUGGGUUAACCUCUCAAGAUUCAAUUUUAGGGAGGCCUUAUGCAAAGAUAUAAAUGUUCGUUUUUUGUUUGCAGGCAAUUAGAUGUCAAGAACUCAUAGUACUGGAUAAAGGCAACAGGCAGAACUCUUUCCAUUCAGUCAGUGGCUUUAUUUAAACUGUCUAUAGCUUGUUUCACUUUUGGCUUACAGCUGUCCUUGAGCCAAGACUGUCCAAGAAUCCACCCUAAUCAAACUCUUCAACAAAUCAGGUCUUUCUUGCUACUGCGGUUUGCUUCCAACACAGAAAGAACUAUUUUUUGCCUGCUGUGCUCGACAGCUAUUAAGACGAUAUUCUGGGGCUGACAUUAUAUGAAUUUCCCUCUGAAAAUUAGUGCUUUAUUUGCAUUAAUUGAUUCUGUAAUUUCCAUGAGAGUAUAUUUUAGGGAUGUGCUCCGCUUCUAAUCGGACGGUGAAUUAGAAGCGGAGCGGGGUGCUUCGCCUCCCCUUAAGGCGGAGGCGAAGAGGAUUGGGGGGCCGGCGGAGCGUGGCGAAGAGGAUCGAGGUGAAGGCGGAUCCUUCGCCUCGAUCAGGA
Elgaria multicarinata webbii is the source of this 2865-nucleotide messenger RNA. It is a transcript of the gene GFUS, whose product is annotated as GDP-L-fucose synthase. Lineage: Eukaryota; Metazoa; Chordata; Lepidosauria; Squamata; Anguidae. Gene Ontology annotation, molecular function: GDP-L-fucose synthase activity. The record is from RefSeq and is a predicted model, not a curated record. The transcript has 11 exons. Gene Ontology annotation, biological process: nucleotide-sugar biosynthetic process. The coding region runs from base 271 to 1284 and encodes 337 amino acids.